Molecule: messenger RNA, 737 nt
Organism: Labeo rohita (rohu)
Lineage: Eukaryota; Metazoa; Chordata; Actinopteri; Cypriniformes; Cyprinidae
Exons: 13
Coding region: 36-560 (174 amino acids)
Source: RefSeq, a predicted model, not a curated record
UGAUGCCAGGAAACAUAUAAAAGAGCCGCCGGCAAAUGUGUGAUUCAAUGCGCACACUGACAUUUAGCACUUUGUUUCAAUUUGUUCGGUGUCCACCUCUUUCAGCCGAGAUGAGAAUUGGUGUACCCAUAAUCCUCUUUGUGGCAGUGGCAGGUUUCCACAGUGUGAUUUCAGCAUCUCUGCAAUGUGAUGAAAGGACUAAAUUGCCAGAGGAUAGAGCGUUUGAAGAGAACAGCACGACACCACAAGCAGACAAGCCGGAGUAUGAGGCUGCUCAUGUGAAAGAUGGAGAGACAAAGGCAGUGACAGACACUACAGAGGAAGAUGAUGAUGAAGACUCAGAAGAGAAAAAAUUGCUUGAGAAGAAAGAUAGUGAUGAUGAGAGAGAGGCACUAACAGAUGCUACAGGAGCGAACACCGGAAGUGACGAGACCAUAGAUUCAGACUCUGAGGACGACACCUCCCAACAGAAAACAGAACACAGUGAGCAGGCUGAAGCGAAUGUGAAAAGCUUUGAGGAUUUCAGUGAUGAAGAAUAUGGUCGAUAUUAUGAUUAUUAAAACAGUGUGGCAGUGUGGAAUCUAACAUCAUUUAAACCUAAAUGCCUUGUUUUAUAAAGCAUAUUGAAUAUAUAAAACUCUAACCUGUAUGUACCACCUGGACGAAAAACAUUGUGACCUUUCACACAAUUUGUGAUCGCUGCUUUUUUGUUUUUCAAAUAAAGACUGUAAACACUG